AUGGAAGCGGCAAUAGCUGCUUUCCAGAAACCAAAUACAGCACCAGAAAUAACAGAUUUCAUAGAAUUGACGUGGCGAACCCAUGUUCAAUAUAUCGAGGUUCUAACUCGAGAGCAAAGAGAGAAAGUCUCUCAAGAUUUGUUUUUAUUUUGCGAAAAACUCGCAAAUAAUACAAAUGAUGACAAUGUGUACACUCUCAUUCUGGCCUGCGGUAUUAUUUUUCGAUCUUAUCUAUUAGAUUUAUCACAAUUAUUUCCUUUAUUCGAUAAACUCUUCGUAGCAACUCGAGAAGCAGAUAUUAUUGCCAUUGCAAAACUUAUGAUACAUAUUUCGGCUCAAACUGAUGAAAUCAAUCCAAUUUUCGCGAAAAGAUAUAUAAAAAAAUCAUUAUCGAUGAUAAAUUCCAAAAAACAGACAGAUAUCAAGUUCGGACUUAUAAUACUUCAAGAAUAUAUCACAAAAUUGGCUUCAUUAAUUAUCCUUCAUUUUCCAAAUAUCUCGUUAUCACUUUGGACAACUGUUCAGAACCAAAAUGACACAAUUCGACGUUUAGGAAUAUCCGUGUUUUCCAUAUACAUCCAAGAAUUGGCGAAAGUAUCUGGUUUCACGAGAAAAAUCACAUUUCAAAAAGUUUACAGGCAAUCAUUAGAUUUAUUAAUGACCAAUCAAUACAGAAAUCAACAUACGGCAAUUCUUAUCAUAGCGGCUUUAAUUUCUUUUCAAAGUAAUAUUUUUGAAGAUGAAGCUUUGACAAUUUACAAAAAUUUAAGUCAAUUCUUAACUUCAAGUCAUCAUCCAUUACGAAUAUCCGCAAUUUCGACUUUAAUUCAAAUCUCAAAAAUAAAUCAAGAAUUAUUCAAAGAAACAGUCUUCACAGCCAUAUUUCAAUCGCUCAUGACAAUGAUUGUCGACAGAAAAACAAUUGUACUUACAAUAGAUACCAUUACAACAAUGGUUGAUCAAAUUCCAGCUUAUAUUUACGUAAAAAUCCCUUCAAUUAUAAUAAUGAUCGACCAAAUACCAAACAAUAGCCGUUUACAAGCGAUGACAAGAAUUUUGAAUUUAUUUUUGAAGAUUAUUGACUUAGAUCCGAAAUUAUUGGAUUCUAACGAUGAUAUUAUCUGGAGAAUUGUAGAGAGCAAUACACUGUCAAGACAGUUCGUCAUGUUUUUUGAAAAAGUGAAGAUUUAUUAUCCAAAUUUCGAAUUUGAUCACAAAGAGAAACUUUGCAACUUAAUUCUCUCUGUUUUAAGUUCUUAUUCCAAUCCUUAUCAGGAAGCCCUUGAUCUGAUAUCUCUAAUGCACAUAGAUUUCGAUUUCGCGUUGAAAUUAAUGCCAUUGAUGAAAUCAGCCUUUUUCUCGAGAAACAAAGCGCACAGGCUUUCAGCCCCGCGCGCAUUAAUACAUGUUGUCGAGACAAAUCCUCAAGUUCUCCUUAAAGAAUCUGUUGAAAUUUUUCAACUCGGAAUUUGUGACCUUUCGUCAAAAGUGAAGUGCGCAGUUAUCAAGUGUUUUGACGAUGACAGCCGUUUGAAGUACUUAAUUUCAACAGAACUCGGAAAAUCUUUUAUGAUUUUUGCAGAAGACAAAAACGCUGAUGUCCGCAAUGCUUAUUACAAUCUAUUGAUGAGGUAUUCCUCAUUUUCACCAGUUGCAUCAUAUAUAACUCUUAGAAAAAGUAUAAUAAAAUUAAUAUCAGCGAUAAGAACGAAUUCAACGACAUCGGAGUGUGUGAAUUAUGUUAAAUCGCUGCCAAUGCUAAUUUUGGCAUCAAAAAGUAUCAUUUAUACCUAUGAAAAAAAUAUUUUAGAAGCAAUUGUCCAAAAAAUGACAAUUUCUGCUCAAAACGAGAGAGUUCUCAUUGAACUAGACCUACAACUCUCUAUAUAUCUAGUCAAAUCUCUUGAAACUUUCGCUUCAUUAAACGGAGAAUCGAUAUUUCCAUAUAUAGAUACGAUUAGACCAGUUCUAAUCGAUUACAUCCAUGGAAAGAACAGAGAAUUGAAAGAAUGCGUCGUAGAUUUACUCACAACUUUGUUGUUAUCUUCAGAUUCUCUGACAAAAGUAUAUUCCCAUUUAGCACCGAUCAUUCCAACCAUUGUAGAUGCUGUUGGAUCCAGUACUUCUCAAGUAUUUCGUGUCAAAGCCCUUAAAUUCAUCGGUGCAAUUGGAGCAAUUUCUCCAAGCAGGGUUGGCCUGACAAAAAUGUCAACUAAAGAGGACACGGUUACCUUUGACCUUCAGAAAAUGAAGAAAAACGAGCUCUGGAUGGCUCAUUUCGGCGAAGUUAUUUUUGAUAAAUUGUUAUCAAUGAUGGAAGACAAAGAUUACAUCGAAUCUCAGCAGAUGGUCUUUCAUACAGCAAUUUCUGUCGUAAGUGUCAUGACGACUAUCCCUAAUAAAUCCUUAGAAAAGUUGAUCGGACAUAUCCUAUCGUCUAUAAAAAAUUCCUUAGAAUCCCAAAAAAGUGACGCGUUCUCUCAAUUAGAAAAUUUAAUUUUAAUCGCCAAACAACGUGUGUGUCCAUUUGUUCCCGAGAUCAUGCGUGUCAUUGACAACAGCUGGUCCCCUAGAUACCUUGUAGGAAGUUUAAGGGUCAUCAUUGCCUUAGUUAUUGAAGUACAUACUGAUUUCACAGAUUAUGUUGCUCCUUUGUUUCCUCGUAUCCUUGAAAGUCUUUCAGCAUCAACAACAGGACAUCCCGAUGUAGCAAAAGUAUGUCUUCCUCUCUUAGCUUUCUUAGGACCAAGUUAUUCAAAUGCUGUUUCCCUGAUUUUCCCUCAAAUAUGUCACGUAAUUGAACUAGACACAACACCGAAGGAUGUCUUGAUAGCGGCAUUGACAUCCAUGAGGUAUUUAGUUCAAAACGGAGACCCAACUUUCCACGCGACAUCAAUUUUUUCCGCUGCAGUUGAAUUCAUGGGACAAAACGUCGAAGAAGACGUCAGAAAAAUAGCUAUUGACAUAGUGUUCAGUUUGAUGGUCCGCAUUGGAGAAUCAGUUGUCAUCUACGCGCAUAGAAUCAUCGCUGUUUUGGGAUUCGACCAAGAAAACGUCGAAAAAUUCAAACAAAUUUUGGAUGAAAUUUUGAAUUUUCCGUUUACUAAUAUAUACAAAUUCGAUUUCAUCUCGAAAGAUCCACCAAUCUCAUUAACGCCAACACCCACAAAACAGAGGAGAUUCAAAGUAGAAUCAUUCUAUAAAACAUUCAUUGCAGGAGCUUUGGAAACUCCGAAACAAUGGAAAACAUGGUUAAACAACGCGAUUUUGAAGUGGGUUCGCAAUUCCCCAUGUCCAUCCAUUAGUUUAUUACAUGAUUUAGCGAGUAACAUCCCUGAAUUACUCGAUUUCCUCACAUUCCCGAGCUUCUUCGCAAUUUGGGAUAACAUCGGUCAAAGAGAAAGACAAAAAGUGUCUGAAAAUUUGAUGAAUAUCAUGAAUAAUUCUUUGUUUCCUAACGAUGUUAUUUUGCAUUUACUUAAACUCGCUGAAGGAUUAGAUAGAGUAGAACAACCAUUAGUUGUGAGUCCGAUUUCUUUGCGAAAUCUUUGUCAGAGAGUGAAAUAUCAUUCAUACGCUGUUCACAUUGAUAUUGUUGAGUUUUUCAAACAUAACAAUGACCAAUUCGCACAUUCCGCGGCAAAGAUGUAUAUAGAACUCGACCAACAAACAGAGAGUGAAUCAAUUCUCCAAAAAUAUCCAAUAGAAAACGAUUCUUCCAUUUUGUUUCAACUCGGACAUUGGAAUGAAGCUCUUACAAUGUACGAGAAACAAUAUAAAGAGAAUAAUAGAAAUCUAUUAGCCCUUACAGGUAUGAUUAACUCUGCAAACAAAAUGAAGAAAUAUGAUAAAAUUCUUGGUUUCGAAGAUGAACUGACAAAAAGUGACAAAAACACCAUACGUCUAAAUUCUUUGAAUUUUGCGAGAGCUUAUUUCACAUCCAAGAAAUAUGAUAAGAUGUAUGAAUACGCUAGUUUGGCCGAUCCUGAGAUAUUAGAGACACAUGUUUUGACUGCUGUUUCUUUGUGUUUGUUGGGAAAUUUUAAACAAGCGGAAAAAAGUGUUGAAACAGGAUUUCACUUGAUUUCUCAACAAUUUAACAAUAAAGGAUACAGCGAAGCCUACAAUUCCAUGAUAUAUUGCCAAGUACUAUGGGAAUUGCAUGAGAUAAUCAAGACAAAAGGAAAACCGAAUUCAAAUAUUUGGAGAGAAAGAAUUUCUUCAACAAAACUGACAACGGAAUCUUGGACACCUCUAAUUAUGCUAAGAUUAGCAUUUGCGCCACAAGAGAACCAGGCUUUCCUGCAGUACUUGAAUAUAUCUCUUCAGGACCAUCGUUUGGACAAUUUUAUUUGGUUGUUUAAUAUGAUUCCAAACCAAAAUUUGAUUCCCUUUUUGCAUGCGAAAAUGAAGUAUCUUUGGGCGUUGGGAAGAAGAGAAGAAGCUUUGCAAGGUAUAGAUAAAAUGAUACAAGACAAAAAGACAAAUGUUAAUGUUAUUUUGUCUUAUAUCGAUUGGACAAUCGCUAUGAAACAUGAUGAAAAAACUUUGAUAAAUUUGGGAGAAAGAUUGAAAAGAACUGUUUCUCAAGAUUCUUCUAAUUAUGGAUUGACACAAAGAUGGGCGAGUGUGAACUUCCAUUUAUUCCAAUUGCAUCCGGAGAAUUUAAAUUACGCUGUUGAAGCUGUUCGUGGUUUUGUUCCUGCAAUUAAAAACUCAGCUUCAGCACAUUUUUCCGAUGUUUUGCAAUUGUUGUGGAUUUUCUUUUCAACUGCAAAUGAUGAUGAAACGUUCAAAUUAACUGAACCAUUGUUUUCUUCAAUUCAUUCAAGUAAGUUCGUUGAAGUUGUUCCACAAUUAGUUGGUUUGCUUGACCACAAAAACGAAUUGGCAUCGAUUUCAGCGAGAAACAUCAUUUUGGAACUCGCGAAAACAUCGAAACAAAGAAUCUUCUUUCCAUUGAUUUGUGCAGGACAAUCAUUGAACUCUAACAUGAGAGAUAAAGCUCAGUUAGUACUACAAAGUGUUGCAUUGGCACAUCCAUCGGAAAUUGCUCAAUGCAUGAGAUUGUCAACUGUUUUGAUUUCUGCGUCUGUUACUUUGUUUGAUUGUUGGAUUUGUUGUGAAGGAGAAAAAUCAACUUAUUUACUUGAUAGAGCUCAUAAUCCGAAAUGUACAAUGGAUAGAUUGUUCGGAAGAUUACUUGGCCCUUUGAUUUCUGAUUUGGAUUGUUGUUUGUUGAAUGGCUCAGAUCCGAAACAGAUUUUGAAUGAAAUUUCAAGAGAAUGCGAAAAAAGAAUUUCAGAAUUUGAUAGAAUCCGAAUCGUUGAUGUAACAACGGAAAGAGACUUGAAUCUAAGUGAAGUAGAAAUGCCUGGUGCUCCUGGUGUUUAUAUUUCAUCAAUUUUACCUGAAAUUGACAUUUUAAACUCAAAACAACAUCCUAGAAGAGUCAGAUUUCAAGGAAAUGAUGGAAUUAUCAGACCUUUUUUGUUGAAAUCGAAUGAAGACUUGGCUUUGGAUCAAAGAUUCAUGCAGUACAUGAGAUUAGUCAACAUUUUCAUUCAACAAGAAUCAUGUUUAUACAAUAACAAUGUUUGUUUGCGCGAAUACGAGAUUGUUCCUUUAAGUCCACAAGUUGGAUUGAUACAAUGGGUUGAAGGAAGUGAUACGAUAUCUAGAUUGAUUGAAGAAUACAGGAAAGUUCAUUCCAUUGAUCCUUUACUUGAAAAGCAUUUUAUGGAGUUACUUUCUGUGAAUGCCGUUGACAAAUUAACUCCUAUGCAAAGAUACGAAUGUUUGAGUGUUGUUGGACAAAUAACAAGUGAUGCGGACUUGAGAACAAUCAUUUGGUUGAGAUCUCCAUCAAGCCAAGAUUGGCUCUCAAGACAUAUUCAUUUACAAAGGUCUGCAGCUGUUAAUUCCGUUGUUGGAUACACAAUAGGUCUUGGAGAUAGACACGCAAGCAAUAUAAUGAUUGAUAGAAAAACAGGUGAUAUGAUUCACAUUGAUUUCGGAGAUUGUUUCGAAGUCAACAAAGAUAGAAUAUUAUUCCCGGAAAAAAUACCUUUCAGACUCUCAAGAAUGUUAGUUUCUGCAUUCGGAUUGGCUGGAAUUGACGGAGAAUUCAGAAAAACAGCAGAAAAAGUCAUGUCUCUUGUUAGAGAUAACGCGAAUUCAUUGGCCAGUGUUUUGGAAUUGUUCCUCUUGGAAAGUGAUGCUUCAAUGCUGGAGAAGAGAAUGAUUAAGAGGACAUGGGACAAAAUGAGUGGAGAUGAUUUCGAUGACAAGAAAUCUUUGACUCCUGAGGAGCAAGUUUCAAGAUUAAUCAAUGACGCUGUUGACAAAUACAACAUUUCUCACCUUUAUACAGGAUGGGCUCCUCUUUGGUAA
This is a messenger RNA of Trichomonas vaginalis G3, 6393 nucleotides long. RefSeq names its product ataxia telangiectasia mutated (ATM) -related family. The coding region runs from base 1 to 6393 and encodes 2130 amino acids. Gene Ontology annotation, molecular function: protein serine/threonine kinase activity; protein binding. The transcript has a single exon. NCBI's taxonomy places the organism in Eukaryota, Parabasalia, Trichomonadida, Trichomonadidae. The record is from RefSeq and is a predicted model, not a curated record. Gene Ontology annotation, cellular component: TORC2 complex; nucleus; TORC1 complex. Gene Ontology annotation, biological process: TOR signaling; negative regulation of macroautophagy.